AUGGAGUAUCUGGAGGAAAAGGUGGCAGCCAUGGAAACCACCCUCGCAGUGAUGUCGAGGGUGAUGGAGCGGCUGGCCCCCUUGGUAGAGGAACCACAACCCCGGGGGGAAUCGGUGUGGAGUGCAGAGGAGAGGAGCGACCGGGGACCCGGAGCACAGCCUAAAACGCAGGCGAGUUGGAGAGCCGGGGCAGAGAGUGAUGAGGAGGAAAGACAACCGCGGGGCCUAACGCUAACGUCCCAGCAGACGCUUCUGGUGCCCGGCACAGGGCGAUACGGAUUGCCCCGGAGCAGCAUGGGCUCCAGGGAGGACCACUGCGAAAACCCAUUGGAACUUACAGAAGAAUUCAUUCAGGAUUUCAAUGACUCACUAGAAACAGAAAGAAAAGAGAAAUUCACAGAACUGGCUAAAAAAAUGCUUGCGAGAUGCAAGAGGCGAUCUGGUCUUACUACAUUAGGUUGUGGGAAGCAUGUGGAUCUUCCAUUAGCAUGGACUGAAGCUAUUAUGUUAUCGCAAUGUAGAGGAGAAAUCAAUGAAGAAGCUCUUGAUAUUCUCCUAAUUUCCUUGGACCAUGCUCCUGUUGCUGCAGAUCAUAUCCCAAUUUUAUUUUUUAUCUCAGAGUCCAUAUUGUAUAAACUCUGUUAUGAUGCAGUCAAAAAACCGUAUCUCUUCUCAUGUGAAAUCAAGUUCUCCAAGCUUGGAUUUUUGGCGCUUUUAAGACUUCUUCUAAUACAUUUCUUUGAUGGUCAGAAUUUUUCUGAAGAACACAAAUCCAGGCUUCAUACUGGCUUAAAAGCACUAGCAGCUUGCGAAGCUUGCUACCAACAUUACCCAAAUAUCCUCUUCAUGGUGCAUUUCAUGUUGAAGGCUGGAGAAAUUAUCUGUGAAAGAGUGGUCCUUUCUGAUUCAUCAUUAGCACCUCAUGCAGGUUUAGAAGAAGAGCAGGAAGGAUUUGAUGGCACAUCACCCAUGAGUAUUGACAGUGCAGCUGAAUUAAACCCUGAACAAAAGCAGUUCAAAAUUAAGCCAUUUCUCUGGCACAGCCUUCUUGCUUGGGUUUGUGUACAUAACAGCUGCUCCGAAAUAAAUGAAGUGCUUGGUCAUGUACUAUUCUAUAAGGAACAGCUUCAUCAGAAAGACUGGUUGGAAUCUGUACUGAGCUUGAUGGUUCUUGGAGAGGCUGCCAAAUUGAGUCUUCCUUGCUUGAAAGUUUUAAUGGAUUUAAUGAAAGAUUUUAUUUCAAGCUCAAUACUUCUUUGUAAGCAGCAAACGAGUGACAAGGAAAGCUUCUCAUGUUGGCAGUGGCAAGUGGCAUACAUAUACACCUGUAUACUGAAAGAAAUUUCUUUACAUGGCCUUAGUGCAGAUUUGCAAAAAACUGCUUUUCUUGGAUUCUGUGAUUGCAUCAGGGAGCGUAAAGAUGACAAAGGAUUAAGAGGAGCAAGUUUUCUUGAUCUUCUUUGCUACGGCUCUUCUCCUGAUAAUUAUCAUGAUCCAUUCUGGGUUAUUCGUUAUGGUGUGAUCUACAAUCUAGUUCUGCUGCGGAAUGAACUUUCUGGGCACGUGAAUCAAGAAGGAUUGAGGAAUGCUGCCUGGAGAGCUUUACAGAAACAAAAAGACAUUGAAAAGGAGACCCGAGUCCUGAAUGCUGUAAAAGUAGCUGAGACUGAGGCCAGUGGUCCAAGAGACCCCUUCCUUGCAUCCAAAAGAAAAACUUUAUCAACUACUGGAGACGGUCCCUUAGCCCAGCACAUUGGAUGGAGAAUCGCCACUUCCAUGUGCCAUCACUUCUUGCCACCAAUUGGUCCAGAUGUUCCCUUGCCAAAGGUGCCUGUCCAGAAGCAACAGUUGAUGCCAUACCGAGAAUCAGUGUUUAAGGAGAAAAAAGCCAAACGUCUCUCUUUAAGGGAAGAACUUUUGCAAGCUGGAAUACCCAAAUCUCCCUAUCCUGAUUAUUUUACUCGCAUAGAUAUGGAGCUAAGGAGAAUUGUUGAGGUUCAGUGGGAAAAGGAAUUGCUGCUCCAGCUUAAGCUAGAAGAAAAACUCUUGGAAUUAGAGCUCAAACAGAAACAAAACCUGGCAGAAGAGCACUUCAAGCAAGUAAUGAAGUGGCGAUUAGAGAAGCUGCACAAGACAACGAAACCUUAUGAGCUUCCUUUUAGGCAGGAAGAUAAAGAUGAAUUCACUAAGACAAGCAGCAGGAUUCAGCUGGUCAGGUGCCCAUCUGUCGCAAACCUGGACAUCAUCUCUCCUAGAGACUCCCCCCUCACUGAACAAUAUGUGUAACAAGGCCUAACCAUUUUUAAAAUUAAAAAAAAAUGGAAAGCUUGGGUUAGGAUGGAAAGGAUGCUCGAGUCAUUUCCUGCUGAUGUUGUCCAGCUCAAAAUUGUUUUUCCAGUUUCUUUGCCCUUGUGAUGUCCCAGUGGUGUUCUCCCAUCUUACUUAUCCUCUGUUCAGAAUUUCAACCCUCUGGGACUGAUUUUCAAUAAAAACAACA
Anolis sagrei ordinatus is the source of this 2497-nucleotide messenger RNA. The record is from RefSeq and is a predicted model, not a curated record. Lineage: Eukaryota; Metazoa; Chordata; Lepidosauria; Squamata; Anolidae.